Messenger RNA from Actinia tenebrosa (Australian red waratah sea anemone), 1426 nucleotides. Its product is annotated as ras-related and estrogen-regulated growth inhibitor. NCBI's taxonomy places the organism in Eukaryota, Metazoa, Cnidaria, Anthozoa, Actiniaria, Actiniidae. The record is from RefSeq and is a predicted model, not a curated record. Gene Ontology annotation, molecular function: GTP binding; GTPase activity.
CAUUGAUGUUCAGAAAUUUUGAGAGUGUACAACUCAAGAAAAAUUUCAAGCAGUCAAGUAUUUCAUUAGGAGAUCUGGAUCCGGAGGUCUCGUAAGGCUUCGUGUUGAAUGUUUGAUAAAACUGGAGCUUGUUAAAGGAAAUUGAGCCUGUCAUCUCGAGAUAGACAACUGUACGAAAGUGAUAAAACCCAUUGUUCCUUGUGUAAACAUUAUUCAUCCGACACAAAGCAAAAACACUCCAUCAGCACUCGUUUAUACCAUUGAAGGACUUAGCAUACGUCGACCAAGUACCUUGAGAAUUCUACUGGAAAUGACAAGAAUGAGUCGUUCUCAAGCUCAAGAGAAGAAGCCAGUCACUGUUAAGGUUGUUCUGCUUGGUAAACUUGGAGUUGGAAAAUCUGCAAUGACUGUAAGGUUUCUUACCAAGAGAUACAUCGGAGAAUACGACCCAAAUAUUGGAUCAGUUUAUCAACAUAGCAUCGAAAAUGAUAAACAAACCAUCAAUAUUGAGAUACUUGACAGUGGAGGCGAGGAUUGCUUGGGUAAGAAAGAAAGUUGUAGUUUAUGGGGAGACGCUUUCCUACUCGUCUAUGCCAUCAACGACCGCGACAGCUUUAACAAAAUCACUCCAAUCCAACAACAUCUUCACAACAUCCGCGCUCACGAUCCUCCAACAGUAACUCUCGUAGGAAACAAGAGCGACUUAGAAGAUAAACGAAGAGUACAAACCAGCGAAGCGCAAAAGCUUGCUGACUCUUUCGACUGCUCAUUCACCGAGAUUUCAACCUUGGAAAGCUUUAAAGACGUGGAGCGCGUUUUUAUAGACGUCGCAACAAAAGUUGCCAAAGAAAAAAAUGCGAGACAAGCCAUGUCUGGUGUAAAGAAGGGUUCUUUUUCCAAGAUUAAAGAUAUGAUGGACAGACAUGUGGCCAGGAAAAGAGCCAACUCUAGUCUGAAGGAGACUAUUGAUGAAUACUACGUCAGAAGAAGUCAUCAGGAUAUUGAACCAGUGAUCAGAAGAGAACGCAGUGAUACUUGUACCUUCUGAUUGAUAAUAUCACCCAAUGGGGUCGACACGACAUCAUUUUUGAAAUCCACGGUAUAUUUUACCAGAAAUUAUUUACCAGGAAUAUUUUAUCACUUCCAGCAAGAGGGCCAACACAGGUUACUUCCAACGCAUUCGAGACACAGAGUGCACAAGCUGCGUUUCUUCAAGUUGUAUUCUUUUUUAACUUGCGUUGAAAAAGAACUAACCGAUAUUGAUCCCUCUUUUAUUCGGAAAUCUUAUGUAUAUAAUAUACACAUAAAUGUAGACCCUUUAGAGAUGUACAGGAGAUUUAUAAGCACUUUAAAAGUAAUAGUCUACAUUGUGCAUAACACAACCUAUGAUAUUUCCAUUUGCAGUAAAGUACUAAAAAUCUUUUAA